This is a messenger RNA of Symphalangus syndactylus (siamang), 2656 nucleotides long. It is a transcript of the gene TEX9, whose product is annotated as testis expressed 9. NCBI's taxonomy places the organism in Eukaryota, Metazoa, Chordata, Mammalia, Primates, Hylobatidae. The record is from RefSeq and is a predicted model, not a curated record.
GGAAUUUCACUCUUGUUGCCCAAGUUGGAGUGCAACGGCACAAUCUCAGCUCACCGCAACCUCUGCCUCCCAGGUUCAAGGGAUUUUCUUGCCUCAGCCUCCUGAGUAGCUGGGAUUACAGGCAUAAGCCACCACACCUGGCUAAUUUUGUAUUUUUGUUAGUAGUGGCGGGUUUCUCCAUAUUGGUCAGGCUGGUCUCGAAAUCCCAACCUCAGGUGAUCCACCCGCCUCGGCCUCCCAAAGUGCUGGGAUUACAGGCAUGAGCCUCCGUGCCCAGCCUCUUUUUUUUUUUUUGCUAGUACUUUUGGUGUCAUAUCUAAGAAUCCAUCAAGGAUUCUCAGAAUUGUAAUUCAAGGUCAUAAAGAUUUACACCGACAGUUUCUUUGAAGAGCUUUAGAGUUUUAGCUCCUAAGUUUAGGUCUUUGAUACAUUUUAAUUUUUGAAUAUGGUGUGAAGUUAAGGGUCUAAUUGCAUUUGGAUAUCCAGUUGUCUCCCCAUCUGUUGAAGACAAUGCUUUUCCCAUUGAAUGGUCUUGCACCCUUGCUAAAGAUCAGAUGACCACACAUCAUACCACGGUUUAUUUCUGGAUGUCAAUUUUAUUCCAAAACAAUUGAAAUUAUUAACGCUCACGUGUUUCAGGCAUGAUCCUGAGCACGAAUUCAUUUGCUUCUCAUAAUAACUGUGGAGUACGCACUAUUCUCACUCCCAUUUGACAAAUGAAGUAGCUGAGAUAGAGUGAUUUGCCCAAGGCCAUAUAACUAACUAGUAAGUGGCAGUGCCAGGAUAAUAAUUUUGGUUGACUAACUUGAGAGCCUGAGUCUUAGCCAUGCAUGCUGUAAACAAAAACUAGAGACCAAAACUUCUGAAUUCCACUGAAGAGUUCACUUUAAGCAAACGGGGUGAAGGUCGGAUUAGCCACUAACGGUUUGAAAAGCACAACGGAGGGAUUGCCUCACCAGCUUGCUUUCUAUAGAGUAGCGGCAACGGACCUGCCUGUUUUAGCUGAAACUCUUUCAACCCCCAAAGUUGAUGCACUAACUGUAAAUCGAAUUUGCAGUUAGGAAGCCUCCUGGGGCAGUGCCGAGUGGUGCGAGCAAAGGCCGGGCCCGCUGCCAGAGGCUCGCGCCGCUCGCCGCGCAGAAACUGAGAGUGAGAAGGCGUAGGCGCCCGGGAGGGACGCAUCCGGGAUGUGGAAACUCUCGCGGGAAGAUGCGUCGUUGCCUCGGUAACUGCGUCGCAGUCGCCAAAGAUGGCGGGGCGAAGUCUGGGUCUCACGAGAAGCAGCGUUCCAGGGACUCCGCUCCCGCCACCCGUUCAGCAACCCUCUACACCUGGACCCGAACUCCUCGCCUUGGAGGAAGAAUAUAAGCGUUUAAAUGCAGAAUUGCAGUCAAAAACAGCUGACGUGGUUCGACAAGCUAAGGAAAUAAUAAGAGAUCGGCAAGAAGUACGAUCUAGGCCUGUUUCAACACAAAUGAAAUCAUGUGAUGACGAAGAUGAUUACAGUUUAAGAGGUCUGUUACCAUCUGAAGGGAUAGUUCAUCUUCAUUCAGAAACUAAGCCAAAGACCAAAAACAUUGAUCCUGUAAACAAGGUUCAAAACAAAUUACACUCUGCAAAUAAAGGAAGGAAAACAAAUUCAAGUGUUAAAUUGAAAUACUCUGAUGUCCAAACUGCCGACGAUGUUGCCAUUCCAGAGGAUUUCUCAGACUUUUCCCUUGCAAAAACAAUUAGCAAAAUUGAAGGGCAACUGGAGGAAGAAGGCUUACCUGAAUAUAUAGAUGAUAUUUUUUCUAGUGUUAGUAAUGACAUUGGAACAGAAGCACAGAUCAGAUUUCUAAAGGCCAAACUCCGUGUUAUGCAGGAGGAAUUGGAUAAUGUUGUAUGUGAAUGCAAUAAAAAGGAGGAUGAAAUUCAGAAUUUAAAGUCUCAAGUAAAAAAUUUUGAAGAAGACUUUAUGAGACAGCAGCGAACAAUUAAUAUGCAACAGUCUCAAGUAGAAAAAUACAAGACUCUUUUCGAAGAAGUAAACAAAAAGUGUGAUGGAUUACAGCAACAGUUGUCUUCAGUAGAAAGGGAAUUAGAAAAUAAAAGAAGACUGCAAAAACAGGCUGCAAGUAGUCAAAGUGCCACAGAGGUUCGCUUGAAUAGAGCUCUAGAAGAAGCAGUAAAGUAUAAACUGGAGUUAAGUAAAUUAAGGCAAAAUAACAAGGACACAGCAAAUGAAGAACACAAAAAAAUCGAAGUGUUAAAAUCAGAAAACAAGAAGCUAGAAAAACAAAAAGGAGAAUUAAUGAUAGGGUUCAAGAAACAGUUAAAGUUAAUUGAUGUUUUAAAAAGGCAAAAGAUGCAUAUUGAAGCUGCCAAGAUGCUAUCUUUCACUGAGGAGGAAUUUAUGAAAGCACUUGAAUGGGGAAAUUCAUAAGUGAUCUACUUCAGUUAGUCUCUAUGACAGUAUGUGAUGGAUACCCAUUUUACUUAUUGUAAUUGUUUGAAUUAUUUUUACUCUUCAUAAGUAAUCUAUUUGAUUAUGAAAUCAAAAUAAUUUCAAAGAAUUCCCUUUUUAGAUUUAGGAGAUACAAAACUGAUGCAUUAUUCUGAUAUGUAGCUAUUAGAAAAAAAAUUUUGUAAAAUAAAGCAACAGUUUAACUCUUGA